This is a messenger RNA of Scaptodrosophila lebanonensis, 2070 nucleotides long. RefSeq lists its product as uncharacterized. The record is from RefSeq and is a predicted model, not a curated record. The coding region runs from base 1 to 2070 and encodes 689 amino acids. NCBI's taxonomy places the organism in Eukaryota, Metazoa, Arthropoda, Insecta, Diptera, Drosophilidae. The transcript is spliced from 11 exons. Gene Ontology annotation, cellular component: membrane. Gene Ontology annotation, molecular function: ligand-gated monoatomic ion channel activity.
AUGUUGCUGCCACCGAUGGUCACACAUGUCACCAGACUACUGCAUAUAAUAAUAAGUCAGUCCUUUGCGCCACUCUCGUCGGUGCUGAUUGUGCACAGCACGACUAUCAAAGGCGAUAGCCCCCUGCAACAGGAAUAUAUGCAGGGAUUGGUGCAGGCGCUUCGCAACGUCACUGCUGGACAUCGACCGAUCUUGCUGCAGUGGCUCAACGUUGACGAGCUGCCAGCUCAAGAGCCGAACGCGUUCGAAAUGCAAUUACUACAGAUUGUAAACAGUACUGUAAUCGAGGGCUUCAUCACUCUACUGCAGCACACGGAGCUCUUCCUGCACGCCCGCUACUUCGCCACCAGGAAUGCGAACGUGAGACUUAAGGACAAGCGGUAUUUAUUUCUGUGUGAACAUGAAAAACCUGCGGAUCUACUUGCUAUGGAAGUUCUGCAAUUUUACCCACACCAUCUGAUGAUAGUACCAACACGAGUUAGCGCUGUAAACAGGAGCUCCCCCGCCCUCGACGACGACGCACUCUCGGCCACUUUGCCACACCGCGACAUCAAUUUCGAGCUGUGGACACAAAAGUUUGUCGGUGCCUCUGGUAAUUUGGAUGCUGUGCGCCUGGGCGCAUUCUUGCCGAACGAAACUUUUGCCGGCAACGGUCCAACUGUCGAACUUUAUCCGAACAAGCUGCUCGAUUUGAAGCGAAGAACCCUGCGCAUGGGCUCCAUUACUUAUGUCCCAUAUACAGAUACUAAUUAUGUGGCACCUGGUGCUGGAAAUGUGGACCCGAUCAAUCCGCGUAGGUCGAACCUAUCGAUUUCGUACUAUGGCUCCGAAGCUAACAUUAUAAAGACGUUCUGCGAGGUGCACAACUGCCACUUGCGUGUGGAGGCGUAUGGUGCCGAUAAUUGGGGCGGUAUCUACGAGAAUGAGACAGCUGACGGUAUGUUGGGAGACAUUUACACGCAGCGCGUCGAACUGGCCAUUGGCUGCAUCUACAAUUGGUACGAUGGCAUUACGGAGACCUCACAUACAAUAGCAAGAUCGGCGGUCACUAUUUUGGGACCAGCUCCUGCACUAGUUCCGCCCUGGCGUACAAACAUUUUGCCUUUCAAUGGGGCUACUUGGCUGGUAUUGUUGGGCACAUUCGGAGCCUGCAGCCUGGCCUUGUACGUUUUAAAAUAUUCGAGCUACUUUUUCAAAAAAACAAGGUCGGAACGUGCCUUCUUUCAUGCUCAGAAGCUGGAAAAGUCUAUCCUCGAUAUAUUUGCAUUAUUCAUACAGCAACCUUCGGCGCCCACCACAUUCGAUCGCUUUGCACCGCGCAUCUUUCUCGCCACCUUGCUCUGCGCCACCAUUACGCUGGAGAAUAUCUACAGUGGACAGCUUAAGUCACUCCUUACGGUACCCAUCUAUAGUGCGCCCGUGGACAGUGUUCAAAAGUGGGCGCAAGCGGACUGGAAGUGGGCAGCCCCUUCCAUUAUUUGGGUGCACACGGUGGAGAAUUCUGAUCUGGUCCAGGAACAGAUACUCGCACGUAACUUUGAGGUGCGCGACUACGACUUCUUGUACAAUGCGAGCUUUUCACCGAACUAUGGUUUGGGCGUAGAACGUCUAGCCUCUGGGGUCUUUAACUUCGGAAAUUAUGUGACGAGUACGGCAGUCGAAAACCGUAUUGUUCUGCGAGACGAUUUGUAUUUCGAUUGGACGCGUGCCGUCUCCAUACGCGGUUGGACUCUAAUGCCUGCCUUGAAUCGGCACAUACGCACCCUACAAGAGAUGGGUCUAUAUGUGCACUGGGAAAUGGAGUAUAUUGUGAAAUAUCUGGACAAGAAAACGGAGAACAUACUGCUAAGCAUGGACAGCAGUCACAAGGCAAAGCAGGCGCCUAAAUCGCUAGGCGUGCACAACAUAACCGGAGCCCUGUUUGUGCUUGCCUUUGGGCUGGCCUUUGCCAGUCUCAGCUUUUUGCUGGAUCUGCUGAAGUUCUCAGGCAACGACCUGCGUGAUUUGUGGAACGACGGCGACGACGUCCUCUGUUUGUCUAAGGCUCUGUCAGACUGCUGCUCAGCUUGA